AUGCAUUCCCGGAGUCUAGUUUUCCGGCAUUCCGGCGACUGUCACCUCGCCAGACUGCCAUCUUCCCAAGGGGUUCCGUCGAGCGCUCCUCUCGUGGUCGCUCAGCCGCGAGGCUUAGAAGCUGACACAACUGCGGGCGUCCCAGCCAUACCACCGUCGGCUGUACCGCAACAGACACGACGGACUCGCUUUGUCUGCAUCUCAGACACCCACAACUGCACAGUCAAGCUACCAAAAGGCGACGUGCUCAUCCACUGCGGAGAUCUGACGAACCAGGGCAGCUUCAGCGAGCUCUCCAAACAAGUCCGGUGGCUUGAGAAAGCCGACUUCGAGUGCAAGCUUGUUAUCGCGGGGAAUCACGACCUCACCCUCGACACCGCCUUCUACGAGCAAUUCGGCGCCUACUUCCACAACAACGCACCGCAGAAUCCCAUCAACUGCCAGGACCUGUUCACCAAGUCCAACUCCCUGACUUACCUCCUUCACGGGAGCCGAACGAUCAAGCUUGCCUCCCCGUCCGGUCCGCACACCACGUUCUCCGUUUUCGGGUCGCCCUAUACUCCCGAGUACGGCCAAUGGGCUUUCCAAUACAGUCGAAAGGGAUCCGCUGGUGAUGAGAUCUGGAAGGACAUACCACUCGACACUGACAUACUGGUCACUCAUGGCCCAGCACAUACACACACGGACGAGGCCAAAAACCGAGCGGCUGCGGGCUGCGAGAGUCUAAGGCAAGCCAUGUGGCGGGUGCGCCCUCGACUCGCGCUUUGCGGACACAUUCACGAGGCGAGAGGCGUUGAGCGCGUACGAUGGGAUCUCGACAGCAAGUCAGUCAAAUACAAAGAGCUAAGCGACGUAUUUGAAUGGCUAGACCCUGGAGAAGGCAACAACAAGAACAGUUUGGCCGACCUGACGGCUAAGGGCGGGAGGCCUUUAGAAAACGAUGGCCACAGAGCACCAGCAGACACACCACAGACAUCUUGGACCUCGCAUGCUACCGGGAUGGAAUGCGGUGGGGACAAAGGGGUGAGUCCCGGCAUUGGUACUCGGGGCCUUAGCGGGAGCCCGGAGUCUGCGCGCAGCGAUCAGGCGGCGUUGGCCGGGCGGCUGGGUCGGAAGGAGACGUGUAUCGUCAACUGCGCCAUCCAGUCGACCGGAUACCCUCACUCGGGACCGCGCAGACUCAACAAGCCCAUCGUCGUCGAUCUGGACUUGCCCGUCUGGGAAGAUGACUUCCCUUGUCCAUCGUGA
Anthostomella pinea is the source of this 1248-nucleotide messenger RNA. The record is from the annotation of a GenBank genome assembly. NCBI's taxonomy places the organism in Eukaryota, Fungi, Ascomycota, Sordariomycetes, Xylariales, Xylariaceae.